AGUAGGAAAUAUUAAUUGCUUCAACAGUUGACGAACUUCAACUAGAAAUACAACGAUGUACUCGAACUUCAACUUAUUUACAAUAUUUAUAUUAGUUUUGAGUAUUUUAAAUAUAGCCAAGUCAACAAACUAUUGCAGUAAGACUUUGUGUAAAGAUAAGAAACAUAUUGCCUGCAAUAAUAAUGGGGCCUUCAGUCCGCAAUGUCAAAAUCCAAAAGUAGUUACAAUGACUCCGGCUCUACGAAAUUUCAUUGUUCAUCGACACAAUCAGCUGCGUAAUCAAAUAGCCAAAGGAUUUUCACCCUUUAAGCCAGCUGCACGUAUGGCCACUAUGCGUUGGCAUGCAGAAUUGGCAAAAUUAGCCGAACUCAAUGUCCGCCAAUGUGCAAUGGUGCACGAUGAGUGUCGCAAUACAGAUGCAUUUAAAUAUGCGGGACAAAAUCUUGCCGAAAUUCGUUCAAGUGUUGCCAUAGAUGUAAACAAGGCUUUAAAAUAUCAAAUACAGACAUGGUUUGACGAGUACAAAGAUGCUACGCUCGAUGCCAUUCAAAGUUUUAGAACUCCGGAUAAUGGCAAACAAAUUGGCCACUUCACUGCCAUUAUUCAGGAAAAAUCUACACAUGUCGGUUGUGCUAUUGUACAUCAAACCUUGCAAAAUGGUAGAAACACCCAAUUAUUGGCCUGUAAUUAUGCUUAUACUAAUAUAUUUAAUAAACCUGUCUACGAAACGGGAAGAAGUGGUAGCAAGUGUUCAACGGGUACGAAUGCAAAUUAUACAUCUUUGUGUUCUGUAAAUGAAAAAUAUAGUCUAGUCCCAUAAUAACAUGUAUUCACAAGACCUAAAAUCGAAACAUGCCUCAAAUAUAGGUAUUUCCUACUUUAA
Messenger RNA from Musca domestica (house fly), 883 nucleotides. RefSeq names its product antigen 5 like allergen Cul n 1-like. Bases 56 to 820 code for a protein of 254 amino acids. NCBI's taxonomy places the organism in Eukaryota, Metazoa, Arthropoda, Insecta, Diptera, Muscidae. The record is from RefSeq and is a predicted model, not a curated record. The transcript is spliced from 3 exons.